GUCGCAACCUUCGCCAGGGCGAAGGGCUGGGCAACACACUGCAGAAUUUCCGUACCAGAGGCCGACCAUAAGCACCAAUGCGCGAAUGGACGGAGAUGCUGCUUAAACUGGCUGAUAUCUGUUGGAUCUUGUAACGUGCAAAUGUUUCGCUAUGGAUAACCUUCUAGGCGUGCCUUCGUGACUUUCAGUAUCACAGGUGCUGCAUACUCCUAAUGAGCCCGUAGACACAUGCCCUUAAGAGCAGCCAUACAACGCUGUGCAGCAUCUGUCAUGGCCUUAGGAAAGCUAUACAAGCGUCUGCUUGUUGCAGCUGGUGCAGUCGCAUUAAUAGUUGCUAAGUGGUUCUGCACACCGGUAUGGCGACGGCAACCUGCAAGUCGGCAGGACCGCGCUAAUGAGGGGCCACCUGAAGCGGAAGCCUUGCUUACACCGGAGGAUAAAGCUGAUGGCGACGCCCCUUCAGCUGGGGAACAACUUCCUGAUGAAACUGCAUACGAGCCAGCGGAGCUGUCGCGACCCGUCGAUGGCGCGCCUGUUGUACCCGAAGACGUGGUCGUGGAGGCUGUGUUUGAUCCUCAGCCUGAGGAGCCCUUGCCUUUGCCGGUUGAAGACGCGAUCGUGCCUGACUCAGCCACAGACCGUGCCGAUGGCGCCAUGCCCACAGCAGCAGCAGCUCCGCUCUCAAUCCCUCUACCACCAGUUGCUAGUGAUCAUCCUGUUGAUCUUAGAGAACCAAUAGAUGAGGAAUACCUCAAGUCCCUGCUGGAUCAGGAGUUCGGACCGCCUAAGUUUGCAGUCCGCAAGGCAGGGCCCGCAGUCGCGCCUGCGCCCCCAAAGGAGCAGCAACCCCCAAACCCCACCGACGAGGUCUCGCUGCGGGAGCUGCUAGACCAGUCUUUCGGGCCUCCCAAGUUUGCCGUACCGAAGCCGGCUUCAAAUCCCACCACCAGUAGCAUGGAACUAGUCCCAGAUCUCAACGCAUCAGCUCAGGAUGCUGCUGCUCCUCUGGACGGGGCCUCUGCUUCCUCGUCAGGAGCAGCAGCACCACCACCCGUGCCAGCUGAACCCCUACUUAACGGCAGCGGCAGUGACUGUUGCAACGGCGGCAACAUCAGCGCAAGGAACCACAUCCCUGUGGUGGAGGAGCAGCAGCCUGAGGAGAAGGCGGCAGAGGCAGGUAAAGAGAAGCAGGUUGCUGCUACUGCGGCGGCCGCAAUCCCAGAUGCUGCGGCCGGCGCUGCUGCUGUGGAGACGAGUCUGAGGAUGCUAGAACUCACUGUGACGCACGGGCCGGCUGCUGGCAAGCGCUUCGUUGCGGACGACCCAGCCAUUGUGUACAAGAUCGGCCGGCUGCCCGAUUGCUCCUUCCAAAUCCUGGACCAGGAGGUGUCGGGGCGCCAUGCGUCCGUGCGCUGGGACGGAGCCGACAACAAGUGGAAGCUGCACGACGUGGGCUCCCUCAACGGCACCUCUGUGGCCGGCACCGCCAUCGCUCGGGAGUACAAGGUACCUGGGCCCGAGGUGGCUCUGGAGGAGGGGCACUGCGUGUCGCUGGGCAGCGUUACCCGCAUGACGGUGGCGCUGCUGAGGCUGCCGGUCAGGCAGGCGAAGGCGGGGGAGAUGGCGGAGGCGAGGGGGGCCAGGGAGGCGGAGACGAUGGGGCCAGCGGUGCUGAAGAAGCUGCAUGCCGGUUACGGCGCCGCAUCCAAGCCAGCCAGGCCAUCAGCAGCAGCGGCCUUCGCACCCCCCUCUGCCCCCUCAUCAGCUCUAGCGGCCCCCUGUCGUGAGCCCCCCUGCUCCUCCGAAGCAGCUGCCGUACACCCCCAUGCAGCCUUCGCCUCCCUUGCUGCUGCUCCCGCAGCGGCCUGCUCGGCUGGCGGCCCCCCGCCCUCCGUGUCCUCCUCCAUUUCCUUUUCCUCCGUGGCCCUGUCGGCUGGCGCCGGUGGGCUGCCAGCGCCGCUGGCCCUGCUAGACCUACCGCACCUGGGGGCGAGGCUGUGUGUGCAUAACAAGCUGGGCUCGGAUCACAAGCGCAUGAACCAGGGCUGCGAGGAUGUGCCGUACUGGGAGCUGCCGUACGAGCCGUACGGCAACGGCGGCAUCCUGUGUGUCUUUGACGGCCACCAUGGAAGCCAGGCUGCUUUGCAAGCACGGGAGCACGUUCCCGCAAUCCUGCGAUCCAAGCUGCUGUUGCGUGACGGCAGGCAGCCACCGCCGCUGCCGCCCCUGCCGCCGCCGCCACAGCAGCAACAGCAGGGGGCUUCGCAGCAUUCAUGUAGUGUAGUAGAGGAGGAGGAGCGGGAGGCACAAGAGGAGGGAGGGGCAGGGCAGCAGCAGGCGGAGACGACCUCUCAGGAGCAGCAGCAGCCUCAGGAGCAGCAACAACAGCAGGGAGAGGGGGAGCAGCAGCAACAACCGCAGCAGCAGCAACAACCGCAGCAGCAGCAACAAAAGCAGCGUGGUGCAGCAAGUGGGACGACGGGAGAAGGGGGUAGCAUGAGAGGAAAGCGGCCUGAGGAGGACAACGAGGGGGGCGGGGUUAAAGGAGGGAAGAAGAAAAAGCGGAAGACGGAAAAGAAGGCAGAGGAGGAAGGAGCUGCUGUCGGAGUGGAGGGGCAGCCUUCAGGCUCAGCGACGCCGGCGGAGGCGGCAGUAGCCAUGGUGCCGCCCGCAGCAGCAGCUGGUGCUGCUGCCCCUGACACGGGUGCUGCUGCAACUGCUGCUGUUUUGCCGGCGUCGGCGGCAGCAGGGAGUGGCGGUACCUCAGGGCAGCAGGCGGCGCUGCUUCCUCCGCCGCCCCAAGGGCCGCCGCUGCCGCCACUGCUGCGGGGCCGCGACGCCGCCUCACAAAAGGCCCUGCUGAAGGAUACAUUCCUAGCCGCCGACAAGCGCAUGUCCAUGGAGGAGGGCUGCACCGCCACCCUGGUGCUGCUGGAGGCGGCAGAUGCAGCAGGAGGAGGAGCAGGAGGGGGCAGGGGGUGGCUGCUGCAGAGCGCCAAUGUGGGCGACUCCAGCGCUCUCCUAGUCAACUUUACCAGGGGCAGCUGGUGCAAGCUGUCUGAGGACCACCGCAUCGCCUCCUCCGUGUCGGAGCGGCAGCGGCUGGCGCGGCGGGGACACACCGUGCGCAACCGGCUGUACGGGCUCAACAUCAGCCGCAUGCUGGGGGACAGGUUUCUGAAGGAGGAGGACCUGGGCUUUCUGGCUGAGCCCUACGUCAGCUCGGUGACGGAGGUUUCCCCCGGCGAGUGUGCGGUGCUGGUGGUGGCGAGUGACGGGCUGUGGGACGUCAUGUCGGAGGAGCGGGCGGCACGGCUGCUGCUGCAGGAAGCUGCCAAGUCCACCACCUCCCCCAACUCCUCAGCCUCCGGACUAGCACAACCACCCCCAGCACAAGCCCCUUCUUCUUCUUCUUCCACCGCUGCAGCCGCCACCGCCUCCACCCCCUCCAUACCCGCAACCUCCUGCGGCCCUGCUGCUGCCCCCGCUACCCCUGCUGCUCCUGCACCUCCAUCUCCGCCGCCGCCUGCUCCACUCAGCUGUCAGGCAGUAGCUGAUCUGCUGCUGACUCAGGCGCUCAUGCUGAGAUCUCGAGAUGACAUCACCAUUGCCGUACUGGAGAUGGGGCCGCACCUGUAGCCGCGAGGGUUUAGGGGCGAGGAGGAGGAGGAGGAAAAUGAUAAAGGGCGGCUGCUGAUGGAGGAGGGGGAAGGGCGGAGGAUGGGAGCACAGCGGUGACUAGGGUGUGAGGGGCACGGGGGCGCAGUGGAUGCCGCGGUGAUGGUGUGUUUGGCAUGUGUCCUCUGUGUGGCGUUGUGCUGGGGGGGGUAGGUGAGAGAGGAGUGCGGGUGAGCGUGGCAUGGGAAGGGCGGAGGUGGGGAGGAGGUGUUCCAGGAAAGGGGGCCGGGUGUAUGGGCUGUGGAAGGACGGCUGACGGUCUUGAGGGCGCCUAAGUGAUGACCACCAACACUUUGGUGGUGGUUAGGUCCUCAACCGGAGCGAGAAGGGAAUGGGAAGCAAGUGGGAAGGAGGAAAGAUAGAGGGGCUGAGGCGGCCCAGGCCUGUGUGUUUAUAAUGCCCAUGGUCAUUGCAGUUAACCUUCCAUGGUGCUUGUGAAGUAGGUCGGAAAGAAUAGCAAGGCUCCGAACUGAUACGCGGGAGUGCUGUUAGGUACGAUAAACCAGUCGGUUGGCUGGGUAGCUAGCUGGCUUGCGUGACCCAAAAAGGGGGAUGGGUCAGGUGGAGCCCCCGGGUUGGUUGGGUGUUAGAGAGGAGGGCCGUUUCUAGAACUUGGUUGUAGGGGCGCGAGGAUGGGUACUGGUGCAGGCAUGCGGUGCCCUUUUCCGGCAGCCCUUCUUUCUCUUUCCUUAGGUGUGUUUUCUCCCUCGUCACGUUAUAUAUUAGAGACAGCCGGGUAGGGUGCGGUAGUCCCAUGCGGUCAGGGAACAGGAACGGAAGCUCUCUUAGGGGAGCCCUGGGUUGCAUGCUUGGGACUAGCCGUAUAGGUAACCAUUGUCCUCCUUACAGCAGGUACUUCGUUCCAGGCUCUAGGUGUCAGGCACCAGGGAUUCUUGACAAGAGACGGGGUGGGGUUGGGGCCUAAUAGGAGUUGGAUAUUGCGCACAGGCCGGCAUGGGGAUGGGUUGCGGAGGAGCUGAGGUUGGUCGUGAGCAUCAAGUGGUGGGCCUCAGCACACACCAUUUUCACAGGGUGCCGUGAGGCGUGACGGUCUCUUGCUGUCUCGGUGGUUAGAAAGCAUGUGGGCUGAAGGGGAAAGAGGAGCAUGCAACACAUCUUCCAUCCCUGCUCCUUUGAUGACUAGUUAUAGCUGCAGAUGUAUGAGGGGCUGGAUGGUGAACGGGUGUGGAUGGUGUUUGAGCGGGUGAUUUGCACUACUGGCGGAGGUUUUCCGCGCCUGCAGGUAGGGGCGUGUAAGGGUACAC
Messenger RNA from Astrephomene gubernaculifera, 4943 nucleotides. The record is from the annotation of a GenBank genome assembly. NCBI's taxonomy places the organism in Eukaryota, Viridiplantae, Chlorophyta, Chlorophyceae, Chlamydomonadales, Astrephomenaceae.